AUGAUCACCUUCAAAGCAAUUGUCUUUGCUCUUCUAGUUCUCCUUGUCGAACUCAACACCGCAUCUCCCAAUGUAUCUCGUCGCUCGGCACUCACAUGCCUAUCGUCGAACAUCCCCCGCUUCAAUCCUGUCGCAGUAUUCAGGGAUCCCCCUGCAUCAGGACCCCCCUCGGCCGCCCUCGGCAUGAUCAACGUCGCCACAAUCCCCGGCCUCAGCUGGGGCAUCUUCUCGGCGGGCGGCGGCACAGGCGGCUGGCUCUUCUACAACCUGCAGAGCGGCGCGAUAUUCCCCGUCGGCUCCGCCCCGUUCCCCGCGCCCGUGUCAGUAGCUCUGGUCGCCGGGGAAUCGCCCUUGUUCGUGUCCAUCCGGAACCCGCCCACGCCAUUCGCGGGGUACUGUUCGGCGAUUAAUCCUGCAGGGGGCCCGGACAUUCUAUCUGUGGGAGGGCAGUCGCUGUGGUCCCUCUGUUCCAACACGACCGCCGGGGGGCGGAACGACCUCGUAUGGUCUCCCAUCGCCAACCACGCCCACUAUUCGCUCCCAAGUUGCCAGGAAGUUGAUAUUCAGAUGAUCCCAGCGUAA
Molecule: messenger RNA, 582 nt
Organism: Pleurotus ostreatus (oyster mushroom)
Lineage: Eukaryota; Fungi; Basidiomycota; Agaricomycetes; Agaricales; Pleurotaceae
Exons: 3
Coding region: 1-582 (193 amino acids)
Source: RefSeq, a predicted model, not a curated record